AUGAAUAAAACGUUUUCAGCUACAUAUAAAAUACCACAUGUAAAUGGACAUUAUGAAUAUCAUACACCAACUCAUGAACGUGUUCAAGUAAAACACGAAACGCAAACACCACUAUCAAACACCACAACAAAAAAUGAAGAAGAACCAAUGGGGAACGGCCAUCAUUCAAGUUCAACAGAGGAUAUGAGUCAAGGAAAAGAUGUCGAAAAUUGGUCAUCACAUGAUGUUAAAAGAUGGAUUAAAGUUCAAUGUAAAAAAUUUGAAUUGAAAAAGAUAAUUAGUGAAAAAUUUGAAAUGAAUGGACGUGGUUUAUCCUUAUUGUCAAAACAUGAUUUUAUUCGUCGAGCACCCGAGGGGGGAGAAGUUUUAUAUUAUGCCUUACAGAAAUUAAUCAAUCCAAAUAAAGAGAAUGCCGCCCGUCUCGAUCAAAGUUUAAUUCGAAAUUCAUCACGUCAAUAUCGUAUUGUUGAACUCGGAUCGGAUGCCGAAGAAGAAAUUGAAAAUGGCACAUCGUCAUCAGCACCAAUUGUGGAAGAGCCAGACGAUGUUUCAUCGUUCUCACGUUCACGACAAUCACGUUCAGAUACAGCAGGCUCUCACCAUAAUAGCAAUAAUUCAUUUAAUAAUUUUCGUAUGCCAUCCCAUUUUAUCCAUCCUGGAAUGGCUUACGCUCAUAAUCAGAUGAUGUACGGUGUAGCACCACGUUUUUAUCACCCAAAUGCUGCAUUUGCUCAUCCCCAGGCAUUUUAUCAUAAUCAUGCACAUCCACAUUUUCAUCAUCCAAUGACCGCACCUUAUCAGAAUUACAUUGGCGUUUUUGUUGAAGAAAUUGAUAAUCCAGCAACAGCAGCAAAUGUAUCAUCAAAUCUUCAUAAUACAACAGCUGGAGAACAGUUGUAUCUUGUCACUAUCAACGGUCAACAGUAUGUAAUGAACGAAAUGAAAGUAAAACAGUUUUUGAUCGAAGUACAACAGCAACAACAACAACAACAGCAACAGCAGCAACAGCAAUAUCAAUUUCAGCAUGCACAAGCACAACAACAGGCUGCAGCACAACAGCAAUAUCAACAGAAUCAAUCACAAUCUGGCAGCACUUUAAAUUCAAAUAGUCGUCCUACGAUGCCAAAUCAAGAGAACGCGAAUGGAGCUUCAUUUUACUACGCUUAA
This is a messenger RNA of Didymodactylos carnosus, 1167 nucleotides long. The record is from the annotation of a GenBank genome assembly. Lineage: Eukaryota; Metazoa; Rotifera; Eurotatoria; Philodinida; Philodinidae.